UGUUCCUUAUCUGUUUGUGUGGACAUUAACAUACAAUGUGUAACAUACAUACAUGAGUAGACUGGUGCUGUAUAAUAUUAAUGCUGGGUUCUCUAUUAGGAUCUUUACAAAGAGAAAGACAUAGACCGAAGUGGCUGUAUGAGUUCCUCUGAGAUGCGGAUGGCCGUUGAGGAGGCUGGUUUCUCUCUAAACAACCCUAUGCAUCAGAUUAUUGUGGCCCGUUACAGUGAACCAGACCUCUCCAUCGACUUUGACAAUUUUGUGUGCUGCCUGAUUCGCUUGGAGUUGCUCUUAAAGACCUUCAAGAUACUGGAAAGGGAUGGGACAGGUCAUAUAGAGCUGGGUUUUUCUCAGGUAAGAGCCCGUUUGUGAUCAUGAAACAUGAACAUAAAACAGGGGAUUUAUAAACUGCAGAGCGAAGUGUGUUUAUGUGUGUCGUCCACAGUGGCUGUAUCUGGCGAUGGUGUAGAGGACUGUUUACAGGGGAAGGAUCCAGUUUUGUGUUGAAGUAUCAUCAUAUCUGGGUAUUUGCUGCAGGUUUUCUGGUGAAUGUCU
Hippoglossus stenolepis (Pacific halibut) is the source of this 555-nucleotide messenger RNA. RefSeq names its product calpain-1 catalytic subunit-like. The record is from RefSeq and is a predicted model, not a curated record. The coding region runs from base 139 to 372 and encodes 77 amino acids. Lineage: Eukaryota; Metazoa; Chordata; Actinopteri; Pleuronectiformes; Pleuronectidae. The transcript has 3 exons.